AUGAGCUACAACCUUUUUCUCCUGGCUUUUGUCCUGGGCAUGACUGGAACCUUCCACUAUGGAUUGCAGGUCUCCAUUAUCAAUUCUCCUGCUGAGUACAUCCAAAGUUUCAUCCGUGAGACCUGGCUGAAGAGAUAUGGCUCCUCUCCCAGUGCAGAGAUGAUCACUUUGAUGUGGUCCCUCAUUGUGUCCAUUUACAGCAUUGGUGGGCUCCUGGGAUCCUCAUCUGCUGGGUAUUUGUCUGUUAGAUUUGGAAGGAAGAAGGCCAUGCUGCUUGCCAACAUCCCUGCUCUGCUGGGUGCAGCUCUGAUGGGACUCAGCCGGCUCUGUGGAUCUUUUGAGAUGAUCAUUGCUGGAAGGUUAUUUUCUGGAGUCUGUGGAGGUUUAACUCAGAAUGUCCAUAUCAUGUACGCUGGGGAAUGUGCCCCACGGAAGCUCCGCGGGCUGAUUGCCAUAACAGCUUCUACCUUCUCUGCUAUGGGAAAAUUCGUAGGAUUUGCUCUGGGUCUCAGAGAAGUUCUUGGAGUGGAGGCUCUCUGGCCAAUUCUCCUGGCAGCCAAUGCAGUCCCUGCCCUUGCUCAGCUUCUCACCCUCCCCUUCUUCCCAGACUCUCCCCGCUACCUGCUCAUUGACCAAAAGGACAAGGAGGGAUGCAUCAAAGCCGUGAAGCAGCUCUGGGGGGAUGGGGACCAUCUGGCUGAAAUAAAUGACAUGAUGUCAGAGCAGAGAGCCAUCGGUGGGGAGAAGGUGAAGAGUGUUUGGGACCUGCUGCGGGACAGAGCCGUGCGCUGGCAGCUCAUCACUCUGCUCCUCGUGGUCUCCUGCAUCCAGCUCGUCGGGGCCAACGUGGUUUACUCUUAUGCAUACAGUAUCUUUACAAAGGCUGGAAUCCCCCCUGCUCAAACCCAUUAUGUCUCCCUGGGGAUUGGGACCACUGAGAUCUUCUCCACAGUUCUAUGUGGCUUCCUCAUCGAGCGUGCAGGGAGGAAGACACUGCUGUGGAAAAACUACACAGUGAUGGCCUUGGCUCUAGGGCUCCUCACAGUCACUCUCUCACUGCAGGACUCCUUUUUCUGGGUACCAUACUGCUCUGUUACACUUGUCUUUAUUUUCAUCAUGAGCUUUGGCAUUGGGCCAGGUGGAGUAGCAUGCCCCUUGAUCACGGAAAUAUUUAUUCAGUCAUACAGACCAGCUGCUUAUGUUUUUAAUGGUGUUAUAAACUGGAUCCAACUCUUCAUCCUUGGACUUGUGUUCCCUUUCAUUGUGGAAGGUCUUGGUAAUUUCUGUUUCAUCAUUUUCCUGACAUACUGUCUGUCCAUGGCUAUUUUUGUAUUCCUGGUGCUGCCAGAGACCAAAGGAAAGACCAUGCUGCAGGUCAAGGAGGAGUUCAACUGCCUCAACUACCGUGGAAAGAAGGGGCAGGCAGCCCUACAGCAGAGAAAGUGCUCAGUGGUGACUGUUACUAGGCUUUAAGAACAAACCCUCCACUUCAUAUUUUGGUCUUUUAUUACUGUAGUACCCAGAAGUUUCACUAAGCAAGAGAGAAUCUAUAGAUCCACCAAAAAAUCACCUUCAGUACAGGGUACAGCAUGAACUUGGUAGUUCUCUCCAGCUUCUGAAAUAUGAGCUGAAUUAAUUCCUCUGCAGAAGAAAAUGAAACACAGUUUGUAGAGAAAAUAAGA
Messenger RNA from Vidua macroura (Pin-tailed whydah), 1682 nucleotides. Its product is annotated as solute carrier family 2, facilitated glucose transporter member 11-like. The record is from RefSeq and is a predicted model, not a curated record. Gene Ontology annotation, biological process: monosaccharide transmembrane transport. NCBI's taxonomy places the organism in Eukaryota, Metazoa, Chordata, Aves, Passeriformes, Viduidae. The transcript has 11 exons. Gene Ontology annotation, cellular component: membrane. The coding region runs from base 1 to 1473 and encodes 490 amino acids. Gene Ontology annotation, molecular function: hexose transmembrane transporter activity.